Molecule: messenger RNA, 1905 nt
Organism: Pestalotiopsis fici W106-1
Lineage: Eukaryota; Fungi; Ascomycota; Sordariomycetes; Amphisphaeriales; Sporocadaceae
Exons: 3
Coding region: 1-1905 (634 amino acids)
Source: RefSeq, a predicted model, not a curated record
AUGCAAUACGCCGGCGCUGCUUACGCUCCGAUUGAAACAGCCCGAAACUCGUCACAUGAUGAAGUUUUGCUUAAAUCGAUACCUCAAGCAACAAAUGAGAUUACCGAGCCGCCGAGCCGCCCAACGCGCAAGCUUGGCCACUUUCAAUACUGGCUACCAGGCAUUCAAAUUUCACUUACAGUCUUUCCGAUUUUAUUUAUUGCCCUUGCUGCAACUGCGAUUACUUUGGACAAACAGCCAAUUUCUCGUACUGGCGACACAGCUCAGUAUGCGAUCGCACUAGCGCCUACGAUCUUCCCAAUUGUCUUUGCUGCAAUAGUAGGCAAGUUCUUUAGAGUCUUGGGUCUAUAUCUGGCCGAGAGAGGGACCAAACUCGGAACCCUGGAGCGGUUGAUAGGAUCUCAUUCACUCUUUGCCGUGGUUGAGAAACAGCUUGUCCUACCCGGCCAAUAUCUUCUUGGACUUGGCAUGAUACUUCUUUGGGCGCUUUCCCCAGUCGGUGGCCAAUUGGCUCUGCGACUUUUGCAGACCUCUCCGCGAGUGACGUCGGACAACUCUACGAUCCGAUACCUGCCAAUAAGCGCAUGUCUAGAGACACCAAUGGAAGGCGGACCCAGCGCCAACAAUGCAUGGCCAUUAUAUGGACCACUAUUCAUGAGUUCCCUUAUCGCGUCGCGUUCACUGGAAAAUCCAAAGCAAGACAUGUACGGAAACGUCAGAGUACCGCAACUUGAUCGGCUCAUGACAGGAGAUACUGUUGACAACGAUACGUGGGUAGUCGUGAACAGCACCGAGGAAACGCCCUGGUCUUCUCUACUUGGGGUUCCUGUUGCAGGCGUCCCCAAAACAGGUAACCUAUCCUUUAAUCUCGUCAGUAGGUAUUAUGCCAUUGAUUGCGAUGCCGCUGUCCACGUCGAAAACAGCACCAUAUUUAGCAAUACUUCGUCUGGUUUAGGCGCCGGCUACUACAUGUGGGAUGCUAGCAGUACGUUUGCUGUCCAGUCACCAGCAGGCAGCGAGCUUCUGCAACUAUGGAAUGGCACCCGUUUCAUAUUCAAUAUCACUUCGGCAAACGACUACACGGGCUCCGACGUCAGCUUUACGACUUGUUCACUAUCUCCUCGAGAUGUCGAUUCAUCUGUCCUCUGCAACGAUGGAUCAUGUCAAGUUACCGCCAUGAGAAACAUGACAGUGGAUCUCCCUCUGUGGUGGAGUCAAUAUUUUUCGCCCUUUCUAAUCAGUCUGCACGACUUGCCCUUGGUGACGAUUGGCGCCAUGCAUCAAGGUUCCAAGAUAUCCAGCACCUUGACUGAGAUGUGGAUACAAGAUCCCCACGCUGUUUACGACCCCGAGAAGGACCAGAAAUUUGCAAACUUUUCAAUGCUUUCCAAAGAAACCAUCAGUCAAAACAUGGAAAUAUUAUUCAAUACAUACUGGCAAUCGAUAUGUGGUUCUAGGUAUCUCUUUGGAGGCCUCAGCACAAACAUGAGCCUGUACGACAAUAUUUUCAGCUACUAUGAGGGUUCGGUAGUUGUUGAUUUCAACACCAGCCAAGUCACAAUCACCACACCCGACGGCGACGAAUACAGCUGCAACAUGACUUUUGCAACACUGCUGAUUAUUAUAUCGUGCAUUCUGCUUUUGGUCAGCUUGGCAUCGUUUACUUUGGGAACCAUGACUCUCGCACCAGACAUACUUGGUUAUAUAUCUUCGCUCACAAGAGACAAUCCAUUUAUCCCUGGUAACGAGGCCUCGCACCAGCAUGGAUUGGAGCGGGCAAAGGCAUUAAACAAUAUGAAAGUCAUUGUUGGAGAUGUUGAUGCUGGAGCCCAGUCAGGUUAUAUAGCAUUUACCAAGAAAACCGCCAACAUGCAAAGACUGCGGAGGGAAAGAUUUUAUCGAUAA